AUGGACACAAAAACAACAUUAUUCACUUUCACAAUCCUCUUUCUCUUCACCAUCACCUUUCUCAAAGCCCUCACUUCACUCCUGAAUCUAAACAAAACCAAACCAAAGCAUCCACCAGGUCCUCGAGGUCUUCCCAUAGUGGGAAACCUUCUCCAACUGGGUGCCAAGCCCCACCAAACCCUGGCCAACUUGGCCAAGAUUCAUGGCCCAAUAAUGAGCCUCAAACUCGGACAAAUCACCACCAUUGUGAUGUCCUCAGCGGAGACAGCCAAAGGGGUGCUCCAAAUCCACGACCACUUUCUCUCAAACAGGAAGAUCCCUGAUGCAAUGAAAGGUGCCAACCAUGACCAGUUUAGCUUACCCUUCAUCCCAGUUUCACACAAUUGGAGAGAGCUCAGGAAACUCUGCAAUGGCCUCUUGUUCUCCAACAAGAACUUGGACUCCACUGAGGGACUCAGAAGCCACAAGAUUCAAGAGCUUUUCAGUGACAUUCACCAUAGCAGCUUGAGAGGUCAACCUGUGAAUAUUGGAAGGUUGGCUUUCAAGACGACAAUAAAUUUGUUGUCAAACACAGUCUACUCAGAGGAUUUGGUUCAGUCUGCUGAAAGAGCGGGGGAGUUCAAGGAGCUGGUGACCAACAUCAUGAAAGAGAUUGGAAGGCCAAAUUUGGCUGAUUGUUUCCCGGUGCUCAAGGUGCUUGACCCUCACGGCAUCAGAAGACGCACAGGAAGUUACUUUUCGAAGCUGUUGAACAUAUUCGAGGGCUUGAUUCACAAAAGGUUGGAGCUGAGAAAAGAUGAUGCUGGUUAUUGCACCAAAAAUGACAUGUUGGAUGCCAUUCUCAACAAUGCUCAAGAGAAUUGUCAAGAGACCGACAGGGUUAAGAUUCAACAUUUGUCAUUGGACUUGUUUGUGGCAGGAACUGAUACAGUGACAUCCACAGUCGAAUGGGCAAUGGCUGAGUUACUUCACAACCCAAAUGUUAUGUCAAAGGCAAAACAAGAGCUAGAGAGGACUAUUGGAAAAGGUAACCUUGUGAAGGAAUCAGACAUAGCUAAACUCCCUUAUUUGCAAGCCAUAGUGAAAGAGACUUUCAGGCUGCACCCUGCAGUUCCACUUUUACUACCUAGAAAAGCUGAAGAGGAGUUCGAGAUGCAUGGAUACACAAUUCCAAAGGGUGCACAAGUGUUAGUUAAUGUGUGGGCCAUAGGAAGGGACCCUAAUUUGUGGGACAAGCCAGGUUUGUUUUGGCCAGAGAGGUUUUUGGGGUCAGAAAUUGACUAUAAAGGAAGGAGCUUUGAGCUGACCCCAUUUGGUGGUGGGAGGAGAAUAUGCCCUGGCUUGCCAUUGGCCAUAAGGUUGUUGUUCUUGAUGUUGGGGUUGCUCAUCAAUUCCUUUGAUUGGGAGCUUGAGGGUGGGAUUCAACCACAGGAUAUGAAUAUGGAUGAAAAAUUUGGACUCACCUUGGAGAAGGCUCAACCUGUCUUGGUUAUUCCAAUCAAACCAACUCAUUAG
Sphenostylis stenocarpa is the source of this 1515-nucleotide messenger RNA. Lineage: Eukaryota; Viridiplantae; Streptophyta; Magnoliopsida; Fabales; Fabaceae. The record is from the annotation of a GenBank genome assembly.